CAUCGAGACGUGACGGACUAGUAUUUUGUGUGAUUCUGUAGUGUUGCUGAAAAUUGUGCACGACGAGUUUCUCGAUCUCGUCGGAUCCGAAAAAGCACUUGCUGCUCGCCUAGUUGGACCGGCAGCAAGCCAUCAAACGCGCUACGAAACGUGGCCAGCGAGAAAUCAUCAUCAUUUUUUUUUUUUUUACGAAAAGAAUGUAAAGUAAACCAAGGAAGGAGACGAAAUAUUUCCGAGUCAGCGGUGCUCGUUUACAUUCUCGUGUCUUGGCUCAGUGUAACUCAACGGAUUUCCGUUCUGUGAUAAAUCGUCUUCGUCUCCAGCGAGUCUUGUUAAGCUCACGUGCGCGACUUCAAGCUACAGUUUUGCCGGAGGUGCUUUUCAAAAAUUAUUGUGCGAAAUUGUGGAUUUAAAAAGUACUUCUGUUCCUUAAGGAUUGACCAAUGAACCAAAGUGAUUUAGUGAUUUAUUCGCCCAAGUCUACGGGUACAGCAAAUUAAGGAUUAAAUUGAGACAUCCGGUCGAGCCGAGGACGUGUUAUGAAAUUGCUGCCGACGAUUCAGUUGCCGCAGCUACCGCCGGUUUCGGCCGCGGGCGGAAUGGCCGGCAUGGAUUCACGACUGCCUCCAGGAAUUUCCCUGCCUUUCAGCCCAACGGACCUGCUUUGGCGAUAUGGACCCGCCAUGAGCUUCCCGACAGCCCACCCACCGCCGAGUCCACUUCUCGACUUCAAGAAUCACCUGCCCUCCAGUCUCGCUUUCCAAAUUGCAGCUCCAGACCCACGAUGCUGGGCGCGAGAUGACGUGGCGACAUUCCUGCGAUGGGCCGAGCGAGAAUUCGACCUGCCCAUCAUCGACAUGGACAUGUUCCAGAUGAACGGUAAAGCGCUCUGUCUGCUGACGAAGUCGGAUCUGGGCGAGCGGUGUCCGGGCGCCGGCGACGUCAUCCACAACGUCCUGACGAUGCUGACGCGCGAGUACAAUCAGAGGUGUCUGCCGAGCAGUCCCGUGACACCGACGCGGCCCUCGGCCUACCCGCUGAGUCCGCACUCGCACCCGCCCACGCCCACCUGGGUGGACAAUCCCUACGCGGCGAAUUUCGCCUCGCUGAUGUCCGCCAACUCUGUGACCCUCUCGCCCGCGCCCUCCGUCGACAGCCAGGCCGGCUCGCCCGGUCACAACACGGAGAGCAGCAACGGCGGCGGCACCCAGCUCUACAAGAGCGACUCGGACGAGGACAACCACCAGGGCAGCAGCAGUCCGCCCGCGACGCCCACCGCCCUCACGGCCCAGAGAUUGAGCGAGGUUUGUGUCAAGGACCAGCCGAGUCCCACACUUCCACCUCAAAUGAUGCCACUGACCCCGGGCGGAGCAUUCAGACCCGCGGCUGCCGCUGCUGCUGCUGCGGCCAAUGCCGCCAGGGAAUUUUUUCCCAAUGACUCACCCGAGCCCAACACCAAUGGCAGACUUUUGUGGGACUUUUUACAACAAUUAUUAAACGACCCAUCGCAGAGAUACACACACUAUAUUGCGUGGAAGAGUCGGGAAACUGGUGUGUUCAAAAUUGUGGACCCUCCCGGUCUUGCGAGGCUUUGGGGAAUUCAGAAAAAUCACUUGUCGAUGAAUUACGACAAGAUGAGUCGAGCUCUCCGAUAUUAUUAUCGUGUCAAUAUACUCAGAAAAGUCCAGGGAGAACGACACUGCUACCAAUUCUUGCGCAAUCCCACCGAACUGAAAAACAUCAAGAACAUCUCGCUGCUGCGCCAGCAGAUGCGAAUAAAGUCGGAGCCCGAGGAAGAGGGCCUCUCGGGAAACGGACUGGAGCCAGAAAUGGACAUGCCGACGGACCUCUCGAUGUCGAGCAUGAGCCAGAGUUCGAUGAGCCAGUCGGGCGAGCAGCAGCCACUUCCACUCCACGACCCGCCCGCCAAAUACAGGAGUCACAGUCACACUCAUAGUCAUAAUCACAGUCACAGUCACAUCAACAGUCACGCGUACAAUCUCGUGAAAACGAAUCAGGAGCCGGAAGACCGGAAGUGACGCGAGAGCUAGCCCAAUGAAUAAUAAUUAUUGAUGCUGCUUCAAUUGCUGCUGCUUCUUCAAUUGCUCGCUCUCGACUCCUGAACCUGAAACUAAAGAAAGACUUUGAUCCGGUCUCUCCAGGGAGUCAAGACUGAUUGCUGAUCCUCCGGCGUCCACGAAUUACCGGAAAAAAACAACUCCCACACGAAUCCCGGACCUUCUUCUUCGGCCAAGAGGCCAGUGAAGGAAGAGGAAGGAGGAGGAAGAGGAGGAAGGAAGAGGAGGAGGAGGAGGAGGAGGAGGAGGAAAAAUGUGCAAUGCUCAUUAAAUUCUUGGGGCCAAAGGUCCGAGAAUAUUGGGACAGAUUCCUCCCUCAAUUUAAGAUAGAGAGAGAGAGAGAGAGAAAGUUUUUUUGUUCGCUCUCGACUUUGGAUCGAAGAUAUUUUUCUUCGACAGUUCCGCUCAUCAGCGAUAAUCGCUUUUGUACACAACGAAUCCGAGGAGGUCUCGCAAUGAGGAGAGACAAAAUUUUCAAGUACAAUGCGAAUUUUUUGCGGUAAUUUAAUUACUAUAAUAGUAAUAAUGAUAAUGAUAAUAAUAAUAAUGCGCGUAUGUGUGUGUGUGUGAGAGGCGAAUUUUGUACCAUGAUCGGAUCUCGAGUUCUAAUUUUAUUUCGAAUUCAAAAUCCAUUAUUUACCCGGAAUAAGGCCAUUUUGAAAGGAUUUCUUCUCUCGAACAAGUCGUGACGAAAAUUAAAGUUUGACUUUUGAAAAAGUCACUUUUUACAUCAAUUUUUUUCUCUUCGGAAUCGUUUUUUUAAAGCGUGUAAAUGCAAUUUUCAAUU
Molecule: messenger RNA, 2865 nt
Organism: Belonocnema kinseyi
Lineage: Eukaryota; Metazoa; Arthropoda; Insecta; Hymenoptera; Cynipidae
Gene: aop
Product: ets DNA-binding protein pokkuri
Exons: 5
Coding region: 540-2039 (499 amino acids)
Biological process (GO): regulation of transcription by RNA polymerase II; cell differentiation
Cellular component (GO): nucleus
Molecular function (GO): DNA-binding transcription factor activity, RNA polymerase II-specific; sequence-specific DNA binding
Source: RefSeq, a predicted model, not a curated record